AUGACUAACAUCAACACUGUCCUCCUGACAGUAGCUGUCUUCUUAGCACACAAUCCAUUUGUAACUGCAAUCGGUUAUGGAUAUGCGGGAUCGUGUCCCAAACCUUUCAAAUUCGGGAACGGACCUCCAGCCUCAUGCCCUCCACCAGCUGAUCCCAACAAUAAGCCUGCAUCACAACUAGAAUCUUGGUUCACAAAGGAAAUGUUUGAUGAUCUGUUUCCAUUUGCAAAUCUCGGAUGGGGACCAAAUAGCUGUUGGCCAUAUUCUUAUGAGGCUUUCAAGAUCGCUGCCAGAUAUUUCCCGGAGUUUGGAACUUCGAUUAAUGUGAAUAACACGAAGUAUACAGCUGAUCAGAACAUGAGACGAGACUUGGCCGCUUUCUUUGCCCACGCGAUCCAAGAAACUGGAGAGAAUAACAAUGCUCUUUACAAGACACUCUCUGAGGAAGAAGCUUCGAAUUGCUUCUAUCGCGGAGGUUUCUUCAAUUGGUUUGAAGGUGGUCCAAUAAGCCGUUACUUGGAUCCAACAACUCCUGGAUACACUCCAGCCGAUGGAAACUCAUGUUCAUCUGCCGGUCAAUAUUGCACAGAUUCCCCUCUGAUUUCUUAUUUUUAUCCUUGCUCGAAAAAGACAACUGGCAACCCUGCAGCGCCAUACAAAGGAUGUUAUUUCGGUCGUGGUGCCAUUCAAAUCUCUUACAACUACAAUUACGGUCAAUUUCAAGAAUGGCUGAAAUCGGUGAACAUCAAUGUGGAUUUGUUGAAUGAACCGAAUCUGUUGAUGACUGAAAUGAAUCCACCACUUGCUAUGAUGGCAUCGCUUUGGUUUUAUAUGACUCCACAACCACCGAAGCCUGCUAUGCAUGACAUUGUCAUGGGUAAUUGGAACAGUGGAGCCGAGAAUAGAGCAGCUGGAUACACGGGGCCAAUCUUUGGACCAACAUCUCUGAUCAUUAACAAUGAGUGCGGAGGAGAAGAUCCACAGAACCCAGGAGGCGCAGGAGAAUCCAGAAGAAUCAAGGCAUUCAAAUGGUUUUGUGGAUACUUCAACGUCCCAACUGGAGAACAACUAACUCUUUCAUGCAAAAAUAUGCCAGUUUCAUUGGAUAGGAUUCAACACAAUCUCAGCUAUCAAAUCGAUUGGUCUUCUAGUUGGAAAAAUGCUCCAUGUGAUUGUGUUCCUGCCAGUUAUGCAGGACUCAUCUACUACUAUGACCCAAAAUACUACCCAGCCCGUUUCGUUGAUCAAAACGAGAUGAAUCGUAAGAAAUGCAUUGCGAGUGUCUACGCGAAUCCAUCCAUGUACGGAGUCGAUAAAACCACAGCAUGUCUCAACUAUAAGUCCCCUCUAAACUAA
This is a messenger RNA of Caenorhabditis briggsae, 1356 nucleotides long. Bases 1 to 1356 code for a protein of 451 amino acids. NCBI's taxonomy places the organism in Eukaryota, Metazoa, Nematoda, Chromadorea, Rhabditida, Rhabditidae. Gene Ontology annotation, biological process: cell wall macromolecule catabolic process; chitin catabolic process. The transcript has 5 exons. Gene Ontology annotation, molecular function: chitinase activity. The record is from RefSeq and is a predicted model, not a curated record.